AUGAAUCCUUUCAGGUUUAUUGCGGAUUGUUUUAGCGCAGGCGAAAUUACUUUGGAUUCCUUGCCGCUGGUCGCAGGCGAGACAAAACUUGGCGCUGUGAAUGUACGUCUUGAGAAAAGCAAGAAUCCUUUCUAUCAAACUUGGAGAAAUGACGUUAACCGAUUGGUCUUCGAGACAAAUUCGUCGCUUACUCAGUUUGGGGGAUUCAAUGCUGAGACCUGUCAAGCUUUGUGCCAGGUGACACAUCUUAUCGCUAUUCAGUUUUUGACCGAAAUUGCUCAACAUCAACUGGGUGAGAAUUCGAAAAUAUACUGGAUGCUCCAAAUGAGGGAUGGAGUCAAAGGCGACGACUUGGUAGCGGAACCAAGAUUCUGGAUGAGUGACGUUAAGAUGUUGCAAGAACGCCUCGAUGAAAUUCGCCACCUGUCUUUGGAAGAUUGGUAUCCCGGCAUUCCAGAAUCUGCUACCCCUGACUUCCAGAGGUUCAUCAAAGCGUUGUUCCGUAUGACUGAUGCUCGGAUCUCAGACCUCGUUUCAAUGUAUACCAACUUAUACCAGGGUACUUGGUUGACGUUUGCGAUAAGAAACACGUACGGGUUUUCUACAAUUAGAAAGUUGAACAACUAUGUAUUUGGUGGUUUCAUUCUUGCCGCGUGUGCUGCUGUUGGCGCUUUUGUAUGGGAAGAGACCGAGUUCAUUCAAACAAGUCCAAUUCCCUGUGUUAGAGUGCUUUGUUGGCUUCUGGGAAUUCUUUUUGUGCUCUUUAUGUUGGGGCAUUCGACGGGUCUGAUUGUCUACUACUUAUGCUCGAGAAUCACAAGACCCAGGAGAAUGAAAUUCAAGAUCAAUAUGAAGCUCGCUAAUCAUGCUAAAAGAAACUGGCUCUCGUCUGUUUUUGGCACAAAUCCCACGUGGUGCCUCUGGAGAAGAACUGCCUUGUGGAGUUACAUUCGUGGAGCUCCUUUGAGCACUCCCUUCUUUCGGGAUCAUGAUUGCAGUCCUAGAGCUAGAACUGAUGCACCUGCGUCUUUUGAUAAUGUUCCAUUGGCAGAGAUUGUGGCAUCUUACAAGUGGGACGAAGGACGCAAAUCCUCAGUUCGUUGA
Messenger RNA from Australozyma saopauloensis, 1104 nucleotides. RefSeq lists its product as uncharacterized. The record is from RefSeq and is a predicted model, not a curated record. The coding region runs from base 1 to 1104 and encodes 367 amino acids. The transcript has a single exon. NCBI's taxonomy places the organism in Eukaryota, Fungi, Ascomycota, Pichiomycetes, Serinales, Metschnikowiaceae.